Thunnus maccoyii (southern bluefin tuna) is the source of this 2285-nucleotide messenger RNA. RefSeq names its product UTP15 small subunit processome component (gene utp15). Gene Ontology annotation, biological process: positive regulation of transcription by RNA polymerase I; rRNA processing. Gene Ontology annotation, cellular component: nucleolus. NCBI's taxonomy places the organism in Eukaryota, Metazoa, Chordata, Actinopteri, Scombriformes, Scombridae. Bases 221 to 1807 code for a protein of 528 amino acids. Gene Ontology annotation, molecular function: protein binding. The transcript has 12 exons. The record is from RefSeq and is a predicted model, not a curated record.
AAAACGGAAGUAGUCAGGUUUGUAGUCAUGGCGGCCUCCUGUGCAACGAGAGGCAACGUGAUAACUCGUUAAAAUGGCCAACUUUUGGUUUACCUGAACAAUCGAUAUUAGUAUCAUCUUAUUUCAACACACCGUAUUUAAAAGAGUACGUUCGCACUCCUGGACCUUUUUCGUUCAAAGACAGAGUAUUUUGUGACAGAACAACCAACAUCGCACAGAAAUGGCCUCAUUCAAACCCACAAAAAUUCAGGUUUAUCCUAAACUUGGAGAGAAAGUCACACAAGACACACUGUACUGGAAAAACUACAAGGCUCCAGUCCAGAUAAAAGAAUUUGGAGCAAUCACAAACAUAGACUUCUCCCCAGUGGCUCCACAUAACUUUGCUGUGACGGCGUUUACAAGAAUCCACAUUUAUGGGCCAUUCUCCCAGGAGCCAGUGAAGACAUUUACACGGUUUAAGGACACAGCAUACUGUGGCAGGUUCCGUUCAGACGGUCAGUUGCUUGUGGCGGGAUGUGAGGACGCGGUGGUACGGCUGUUCGAUGUCAGCGGCAAGGUGGCGCUCAGGAUGUUCAAAGGACACACAAAAGCUGUGCAUGUGACAGACUUCACCUCGGACCGUUACCAGAUCCUCACAGGGUCAGACGACUACACCUGUCGACUUUGGGACAUCCCAAAUUCCACCGAGCUCAACACCUACCAAGAACACACAGAUUACAUUCGCUGCGGUGUCACAAGCAAACUCAACAGAGAUCUCUUCAUUACUGGAUCAUAUGACCACACAGUGAAAGUGUUUGAUGCCAGAGUCGAUAAGAGUGUGAUGACCAUGGACCACGGCCAGCCAGUGGAGAGUCUGCUUCUCUAUCCCUCUGAAGGACUCCUCGUCUCUGCAGGUGGACGAUAUGUCAAAGUGUGGGAUGUGCUAAAAGGAGGUCAGCCUCUGGUGUCACUGAAAAACCAUCACAAAACCGUCACCUCUUUGUGUCUCAGCAGCAACGGACAGAGGCUGCUGUCAGCUUCUUUGGACAGGCAUGUGAAGGUGUACAACACAACCAACUAUAAAGUGGUCCACAACUUUGACUACGCUGCCUCGAUUCUCAGUCUGGCUUUGGCUCCGGAUGAUGAGUCCAUCGUUGUGGGUAUGACCAACAGUAUUCUGAGUAUCAAACACAGGAAAAGCCCUGAAGAGUCAAAGGAAGUCUCCGGCCAACAAAGGCGGCGACCCUCAUAUCGCGUUUUUGUGAAAGGGAAGAACUACGUCCCUAAACAGGAUGAUUAUCUUGUCAGCAAGCCGGUGAAACAACAUUUGGCUAAAUAUGACAAGCAGCUCAAGAAAUUCAAUGUAUCCAAGGCUUUGGAUACAGCUCUGGAGACAUGGACAAGACUGAAAAAGCCAGAGAUCACAGUCGCUGUCAUGAAGGAGCUGGAUCGAAGAGGAACACUGAAGAACGCUCUGGCAGGAAGAGAUGAAAAGGGACUCUCUCAGUUGCUCAGCUUCCUCAUAGGGAACUUGGUCGACCCCAGGUUUGCUCCUGUCCUCGUAACUGCAGCUGAAAUGAUCCUGGACAUCUAUCAUUCAGUAAUCGGCCAGUCAGCAGUCGUGGACCGUCAGCUGUUGCGUCUUCAGGAGCUGCUGGAGAGAGAGAUUGACUACCAGCAGGACCUCCUGGAGGUGCUGGGCAUGUUGGACACAAUGUUUGCCUCCUCCCUCCCGAGGAAGGAGGUGCCAUGCUCUGGCAUUAGCAGACCUAAUGGCCAGGCUGAAGGCGUAGAAAGCACCUCAAGACCACAGCUCCAGGCCUCCUGAGGCCUAUAGAGAGAGGGGAGGGGGGGAGUGCUUUACUCCGGGUUAGAGGGCCUUUACAACUCUGAAACCUCUUAAUGAAACAUCAGCAACAAAACUUUCCUUACAUGACAGGCUACAUGUCAUAGAUUCACCAAACACAAACAUUUUGGUACAGGUUUUAAGAGACAAAGUGACAAACCCGUUGGUCUCACUGGUGUUUUAACUCUUUGACAUGACAGAAAACAGAACAGGCAACAGAACAUGCAUUUAUGUAUGAAGAUUCUCUGAAUGUGUGGAUGUAAAGCAAGGUGUUGUUUUUUUAUUGGAAGUCUUGUAAUUACUUUCAACUGUAAAUGUGGUGCGUGCGUGUGUGUGUGUGUGUGAGUGAGCUUGUGCGUUUGAAUGGAUCUACUGAAUGUCUGCUUUGUUGUUUUCAUAAUAUUUGGCAUUGACAAAUGUUUUAUAAGCAGAUAAAAAAUAAAUCUUUGUAAUAUUGAAA